AAAUACUUUCCAAAAGAACACACAAAAACCCAAAAAGUAUUGACACGUAUAUCAGCUCUAUUUGUGGGAAACAAAAAAAAAAAAAUCCUUUCUCUCUCUUAAAAAGUUUUACUGCUGGGUUUAGCGCUCUCUGAGGGACAACUUUCCUGUUUCUGCCCUCCUAUAUUGAUCCUGAUGCGUGUUGACGCGCAGCUGUCAGGUCCUCUCUCCUCCAAUCAGCUGGCCCUCUCACUCUGUCGUACGAUGCUCUGAUCGCGGUGGCUUGUUUUCAUCAUUUCCAUCCAGCGGCUCUGUUCUCCACUCCGCGGAUGAAGAAGGAGCAGAGGCAUCCUGGGAAACAAUCAUAAUAAUAUUAACAAUGGACUGCGCACCGCCAGGCUGUCCUACAUCCCAUCCUUGAUCGAUGCUCUUUCCGGCGUGGCUCGGCGCGGACGUUGCAAGGAGGAGCGGCUUUGUCGGAGGACCGAUGGGGCCGCGCAGCCCCUCUCUCUCCUCUAAAUAAACGGCGUCACAUGCCGCUGGGAAGCGCUUUAUCGCUUCAGAUGAGAGGAGUUUCGGUGAAUGUCGCAUCCCGCAGAAUUUGGAGCAGCGCCUGAGAGCAGCAUGCCCAGAUCACAGGACGUUUUAUAACGCGUCUGUGUCAUUUUCUCUUGAAUCAACCUGGUUAGCCUCACUUUGAAGACUCCUGCAGCCAUGGGUGAGGAAAGCCGCCUCUCUCAUCAGAUCCAGAGCGUGGAGAGGAGCGUGGUGUUCCUCAGGCAGGAGCACCUCACUCUGCUCCACGGCCUCCACCUGGAGAUCCUCUCCCUGCAGAAACGCUGCUCAGAGCUGACGAGUGAGAGGAAAUCGAACCCUCCAGGCAGGACACAGAUAGAAUUACUGGAGGAAGAGGAGAUGCUGGAGGCCCGCUGCAAGGAGCUGGAAACGCGUCUGGACGAGCAGGAGUACACUCUGGGAGAGCUCCGGAAGGAGCUGGGUCACAAAGGAUCGCUAGUGGGAGCCCUCAGAGCCAAUCUCAAGGAAAAGGAGCGUCACUUCCUGGAGGAACUAAAACGGCGCAGCCACUGCUCCACCGUCCUGAACACGGAGCUUCAGAAGCAAACGGAGGCGGCAGCAUACCUCUCCUUCCAGCUGCACGCCGCCAAGCAGAAGCUGCACCACCAGAGGAUGCAGCAGAGGCAGGGACUCCUGGCCAGAGCCAGCAGCCAGGGGGUCCAGCUCGGAGCCGAGCAAAACUCCCCCCUCGCUGGAGCCUCCCCGUCCUCUCCUGUGGUCAAACCCAAGCGUAAGAACAUCCGGGUGUCUUCCAGAGUGGAGCGCGCUCGGGAGUGCGUCCCCAUAGAGAAAGUGCUGGGCCCCGCGGAGCCCACAGCCAUGCCGGACCCGGCGCUCUUCCUGCAGCCUCGCAGGCGCAGAGCGCGCUCCAGACACACUGUGGCACAAAGACAGCCGCCUCUGGGCCUGGAGAGGGACGACCAGGAGGAAGGAGGCGGGGAAGGAGUAGUGGAGGUCCACGAUGACGCAGCCAGACUGAUGUCUACAGCAGCAGCGCCCCCUGCUGCUCAGACCAACGCAGAUUAGCGUCUGAGCAGAUCUGCUUGUGCCUACAGUGCGAUCGCUAUGCGCUAUCUUCCAUCAGACUGUUAAUACUAUUCACUUUUGCUCUGCACCUUGACUGAAUUAUUACCGAGACUGGUUUUAGCUAUUUAAUUACCUUACACCUACUGCUAAUACUUUUCUAAUAAUCUUUAAUAUAAUCCUAAAAUAACUUGCAUAGCAAACGUCAGUGAGUGUCACGACUUAGGUUUGCACUGCUGUUAGACGCUCUGCGUGCUGUGGAGCCUUAAUUUUAAAGCUUUGAUUUGUAAAGACGGUGAGUUUGACCUGGGCCCAGUCCACUGAGAGCUUCCAAGGCCGACUAUAAAUCAGGCUGCGUGUCCAAGUGUUUGUGUCCUCCGACUGAGUCGCAGCUGAAAAUACCUGAGCGGGAGCAGAGCGGUUGUGUGUGUUAAUCACAAUGAGCAGAAUAUAGCACGUGAAAAAGGACAGUUUAUAAUUAUUUUAGAAAUUGUGAGGCCUUUUUUAGCAGACUCUACUGCACUUUCAGAUUUACAAAUCUGUUUCCUGAAUACCAUUUACUUAAAAAUAGUUCAGAAGUAAAAUGUUUUAAGCUGAAAAAUGUUCUCGCAACAGCACAUUUCAUUUCAGAGGCAAAGGGCAUAUAGGCUAUCAUAUCUUUUUCAACUUUUUCUUUUCAGGCUUAUAGCUCAGGAUACCUGAACUUGAAUUUACAAGUACAAAGUAAAAAAAUAAAUACACAACAAACUCAAAAGUAGUAUUGUGUAAUGCAAUGUCAACCCAAGAUAAAAGCAUGCAUAUAGUAAAAAUUCCAGGCGUUCAAGUGGAGAUUAAUGUCUAUUUUUUCUUAAAGAAGAAAGACAGUUGUUUAAAUAAUGAGCUCGACAGUAAUUGUCUAAAACAUAGCAGAAGUGACUGAAAACAGCUGAAAGUCUCACUUUUCUCCAAACAAUCCGCUCAUGUUUUACAUAAUUGUUAUGAUUGUGUCACUACAGUGACACAGUUGUCAACAGGCUGGUCUGGAGACUCUUUCUGCUGCUCCUCUCAAAUGUCUAGACUUCGCUCAACACAAAAACUCAUCUGAGUUUUAAAAUAACCACUUCAAACUUCUCAGGUGUUGUUCGAAGGGCUGGUAAAAUGCUAACAUGGAAUCUGUCAUUAAUUUGGCUCAGACACUGGGGGGGGGGGGGGGGGGACUGCGGUUUCAGGUAUUUUUUUUUUUGUACCAGCAUAAGACGGAUAAAAAAGUAAAAAACCACUGAAUUUCCAAUAUCUCUAUAUUAUUUUUGAAACAUGUCUGUAGCGUGCUAGACUUGCUUUAGGUAAAUUGAUUGUCUCUUGAGUUUUCCUUCUAGUUUUUCAUCCACAGACAAAAUGAUCCUUUGAAGAAGACAAAACUUUAGAAAACAAAAAGAAUCAGAUGUAGUUCCAAUCUAUGCAAACAUUAACACACACACACACAAAAAAAAUGUACAUUUAAAAUAAGAAAAGUCACUCUUCCAUCUUUAAUAAAAAUUAUUUUUUUGCUAUGGAAAAUACUCCAGUAGUCAAGAUUAAAAGCUGAACUUGUGCCUCAGUGCCUCUUGUUGAUCUUCAGGGUUUUUCUUUGGGUUGAAACUUUACAGAACAAGGCCACAUUCAGGUAACAACUCAGCUGUGACUCGUUGGACCAUGAGAUUUGGGUCAGCUUUCCCCUUCGUCAUGUUGCCAUGGUAACCCAAACUCAGAGGCGCCCACGAAGGGGCAAGGGCCACCGCGAUAAGCUUACUCACUUUAUUCGGUCAGACAGUUUUAUGCAUCACAUAUUUUAUAAAUAUGAUAAUUUUUUUUAUUUUUUUUUUAAAGAUACAUAUAAGCAUAUUGAUGUCAUUAGUGUCAUUUUUUUGGAGUUUGUGAAGAUUAUUUGCAAACCCCUUCGAAAAAUUCAACCCAACCUCCUUCAAUUUCGGUGUCCUUUUAAAAAUCAUAUGGUACCAAUGCCCUUAGCUAGAUUUAUUUAAUUUAAUAGGUGUUGCUAGUGAUAAAUCCUAAAAAAAUAACACUUUGUUUGAAGGGGUGUGCUUAAGCCUGACAUGACACUGUCAUACAUGACAUAACAUCUGUCAUGAACAAGGAGUCUUCAUGAACGUUUGUGAAUGUUGUCAUUUGGUGAAUAAUGUCACUUUUAAUGCAAAGCUGACUAUUUUAAUGAACUUUCAAUGCUAGUUUUAAUAGAACUUUACAUUAAAAAUGUCAUUAAAAAGUCCAUCAAUAGUCCAUUACACUUUUAAUGCAACUUUUAGUGCAACUUUGCCUUAAAAAGUGUCAUUAUUUACCGAAUGACACUUCAUGACAACAGUUGUAAACAUUCAUAAAGACUUCUUUAUGUUCAUGACAGGUUUUAUGUCAUGUAUAUAACAGUGCCAUGUAACACUUCAAAUAAAGUGUUAAAAUAUUCAAAGCUACAUUUUAUUUCAUUUGGUAUCUUGUUGCGUACUUCUUUGUAUUACAGCAAAUUUCCAUUGACUGUGGUUCUGAUUUCUGUUAGCCCAACCCUAUAAUUAUGACCAAUAAUCUAACAAAAAAAAAAAAAGUCUGUGAACCCUUUGUUUAUACGACUCCAUUGUUAAUUGGAUUCAUAUAAACAAACUGCGCUGCAGUGGACAUGAACAGAACCACUUUAAAUCGUUAGCUGAACCAAACGGCGAAGGGGCGAAGUGACCAGCACCCAGUCUUCCUCAGGUGUGGUUUGUCUGCUGAACUGCGACUUCAUUUGUUGUUGUUGUUGUGUUGGAGUUUCUUUUGACCUCAGGAGAACAAACAAACAAAAGAGCUUUGUCUUUAAGGAGUCUGUACGUUUUAAAGGCUGGUUUACUCGUUUGUGUCUCUUUACUGUCAAAAAUCUUCACGAGGACAGUAAAGAUCCAGAAAGACGGGAGUCGUCUCUGUCUGGACAUGAGAAGGUGGUGUCCUCUGGUGUUAUGCCACUAAAAUAUAAAUUAAAUUCCAACUUUUUUAAAUGUCUUUUAGGGAUUGUUUUUUGUCUACUGACUGUAAGAAGGUAAUCUUUAAAAAGUAGCUACUUCUCUGUAGUUGCAGCCUUAUAGCAGAGGAUUUGUGCACGAUGAAAUAAGCAGGGCAGGGUGGAAACUAGACAUUUCUUUUCAGUUUGGGAUUUAUAAAUAUAUAUAUAUAAUUUUACUGUGUGUAAUUCUCAGUGUUAUGCUCUGAAUUUUCUGUAUUAUUAACGUCAAACGUGACUUUGCUGCUGUCCUGAUUUGCUUCCUUCCUAAUCUCCAAGUUAAAUGUUUAGCACUACGUUUCACACAUAUACGACAUGUUAAUAGAUGAUUAAUUAUUUGUAUUUAUAUUUAAGAUUACAUAUUCUAAAAUGAGCUAAAAAGGAAUUACCUUUAUAUUUUGUAAUAAUCUAACCUGAGUUUGGUUUGUAAUUUUGUCUGAUAGAUUUGUGUUUUUGCUUCCACUCCUUAAGCAAAUAGGAAUAUUAUUAUGUUUCUUUAUGGACUGUCUUAGUUAAAAUGAAUUAUUUUGCUAAAUAUAUUAACCCAUCCUCUGGUUGUUAUUUUGUUUUUCCAAGACAGCUGUUGGACUGAAAAUAGGAUAUGCGGACUUUAGACUGUUAGACUCCCUUACUGCAACAUUUUUCUUCCACGUCUUCUAGUUUUGCACAAAUUAAUCUCAACACACUUUCAAACCUAGAAUUUUUCUUUGAAUAUUCCAGGUGCAGUGACUCAUCCUAGCCUGGAUUGAUCAUUUCCAACUUUUUACAACAUAUUAAGAGAAAUCUUAAUCAUAAUUCUUGAAAGAUUUACUCUAAGCAGCAAUGCCUCUACACUUUCUCAGUGUUUCGGUCUAAAGUAGAUUUUUCUGGACUGUAUUAAUUUACCUCCAUCAAGCCACUUCUUGGACAUGUUUUCUUGUUUAUUUCUAGCAAUAAUGCUGUGUGGGACUCGACAUGGGAUGGUGUCCCUUAAGGUUCUUGUCCUGGUUUGGCCUGUGGCUGAGCAUGAGACACUGAUUACCGCAUAUACUGUGCUGGCAACCUACAGUGAAACUGUACCAAAAAUGGAAUAAAAUGGGGGACUGCUGAGUGUGCCGAUUACUUUGUCGUUGACAGUUAAUCUGAGGCAAUUAAAAAGAAAUUUUGCAAGUGUA
Molecule: messenger RNA, 5733 nt
Organism: Gambusia affinis (western mosquitofish)
Lineage: Eukaryota; Metazoa; Chordata; Actinopteri; Cyprinodontiformes; Poeciliidae
Gene: ccdc92ba
Product: coiled-coil domain containing 92Ba
Exons: 4
Coding region: 694-1581 (295 amino acids)
Source: RefSeq, a predicted model, not a curated record